AUCAGGGCGUGUGAAUGGCUUUCCUUCUCGUUCGUCCAUUUACAUGUAAAUAUAUACCGCUUGCACACUUUCAUUUGGGUUUUUUUUAUUCAUUCGUUGUUUGGUUUCUGAUUAGCUUGUCAGUAUACUAGAGGAGAGGAUGGCAGAGCCAGCACAGAGCGCCAACGCGCCGACGAAGGAUGCGCCUGUGAGGCCGCCUGCGACACCUGGCGCAGUGCGGAAAAAGUACCCUAAGGGUGUCGUGUUGGGGAAAGAUGGGAAGCCUUGCCGUUCCUGUACCUCUUUCGCCGCCUGGUCCGCAAUGGCCGCCUCCGAAACCUCCAACUCUCCAGCUGCCAAAGGCAAAACCACAAAAAUACCCGCUGCCCUGCCUGACGAUUGCCCUCCCGAUGUCGAAGCCCUCGGACGCGCCUCCUGGAUGCUCCUGCAUAGCAUCACCGCAGCGUAUCCGGAGAAGCCUACACUCGCUGAGCAAUCCAGCGCCAUGUCCUUGGUGAAGUCGCUCGGGAAGCUAUACCCGUGUACCUGGUGCGGCGAGGACUUUCAGAAGUAUAUGGAGCGCGAGAAGGUGCGGGUGGGGAGUAGGGAUGAGUUUGGGAGGUGGAUGUGCGAGGCGCAUAAUGAUGUGAAUGUGAAGCUAGGGAAGAAGACGUUUGAUUGUGAUAAGUGGGAGGAGAGGUGGAGGACGGGGUGGAAGAAUGGGAGGUGUGGAUAAAUGGGAAGCCAGGAACGGGGUGCUGGUGGUUUAUGAUAAUGAUAUAUGGUUGUGUAUGCAUUGAGAAUGGCGUUUAGGGAACUGGUAAUAGCUGGUAUGGCGCCCCCGUGGGGAAUCCCUACUCACCUGUCUGGAUAUGGCUUUAUAGUAACAAUCCGAGAAAUAUCCCCCUUUCAAUGCAGCGGUACAAUAUCACAGGUGGCCAAUGUCGACGGUGACGCGAUGAUUGCGUGGGCUGUAUGCAGUAGGUGAGACAAUGGUUUCUGUGGCGCUGGAUAGUAAGAAUGAUACAUGCCCCUCGUUAUAAU
Molecule: messenger RNA, 1023 nt
Organism: Pseudogymnoascus destructans
Lineage: Eukaryota; Fungi; Ascomycota; Leotiomycetes; Thelebolales; Thelebolaceae
Exons: 2
Coding region: 140-715 (191 amino acids)
Cellular component (GO): mitochondrion
Molecular function (GO): flavin-dependent sulfhydryl oxidase activity; flavin adenine dinucleotide binding
Source: RefSeq, a predicted model, not a curated record